This is a messenger RNA of Amyelois transitella, 1962 nucleotides long. RefSeq names its product zinc finger protein with KRAB and SCAN domains 7-like. Bases 1 to 1962 code for a protein of 653 amino acids. Gene Ontology annotation, biological process: regulation of transcription by RNA polymerase II. NCBI's taxonomy places the organism in Eukaryota, Metazoa, Arthropoda, Insecta, Lepidoptera, Pyralidae. The record is from RefSeq and is a predicted model, not a curated record. The transcript is spliced from 17 exons. Gene Ontology annotation, molecular function: DNA-binding transcription factor activity; RNA polymerase II cis-regulatory region sequence-specific DNA binding.
AUGAUGUUCUCGGAUAAAGAAAUAAAAGAAAUACCAGAAAGUACUUUCAUGCGGUCCGACGACGAAAUAAUAAGUAUCCGUGAAGUCUGUUUAAGUGACAAGUUUGACAAAAAAGAUUUGGGAUUCAACAGCGAAUCAUUGUUAUCAAACUCUGGGCGAAAUUAUCUGGAUUCCUCCCGCUCCUUGUUCCGCGACGGCUUCUUCCCCGAGGGUCUGGAGCCGCAGCAGGCCAGGUUCGCAUGGACUGAGGAGGAUGGCAACAUCGCCGCGCUGGUCUCUGAACCUGGUUUCGGGACUACUGGACAAACGACCUUCGGGAAGGAUUUGGAUGCAGCUUUUAAGAGUGAGCUGAAGGAGGCUGACACCUCGAGCUCUGUGACGCAGUCGACCACCCGCAGUGGGCUCACGUUUACCAGGAAGCCGUACUCCGACUCUCAGCUGGUCACCUCUACGUCGACCGGCAAUGGAACAGAUCGCACGAACGGCCAAGGAGCGUGCAAGGUGGACAAAGCUGACCCUCGAUCAAGGUUCCACUUCGUGAAGUAUGUCAAACGGCACGGCCGCACCGUCAAACUGUGGGAGUGUGGGAUAUGCAGCCGAGAGUUCCAACAUCAGUACACCCUGACGCGUCACCUUCCCACUCAUACCGACGAAAGGAACUUCCACUGCGACGCUUGCGGCAAGAGUUUCCGUCAGCUCUCCACUCUCAGCCAACACCGCGCCAUUCACUCUGCGGAGAGACCCUACACUUGCGAAGUGUGCAACAAAACCUUCAACCGCGUGUCCACCCUGAUCUCCCACCGCAAGACCCACUCCGAUGAGAAGCCCUAUAAAUGCCACAUCUGUCCCAAAGGGUUCCACCAGAAAGGUAACCUUCGUAACCACCUGUUCACGCACACCAACGAGCGUCCUUACCGCUGCAAUAUCUGCCUGAAGGGCUUCAACCAGCAGUCCAACCUCGUCUGCCACAAAAACAAGGCACAUUCAGACGAUGGUUGUAGUGCGGUCUCCUCCCGAAGGAACUCGCUGCGUCUGCCGCAGCCGACAACUCCUGUAAACCAACCUGAUUCUUCCAGAUCAUCUGCCGACCACUGCGAGGUAUCGUCCACUGUUGGUCCCUAUUUACCCUCAAUCGAAGGUCCGUCUUCUUCGUCUUGGGGGUCCAAAUGGUCUUUCUCUAAGUUUGAUCCCGAGCCGAACGAGCAAUUCAGUCAGGACGGUAGCUGGGGGGUGGGUUCGGGGGUGGUAGUGGACCCCAUCAAGACGUACCACAUGGGGGUGGCUCUGGCUACUAAGCAGACCCCGUUCGCGUUGCUGAAGCCAGACAAUGGGACGCCGGUGCUGGUGAAAGUGAUCGACACCAUGUUACCUGGAGGGAAGCAGAUGUUAGUACCAGCAACAGCUGAAGAUUUAAAAGUAGGGGGAAAAAUUGUUCUGAAAAAUGAAGAAAACAUUACUUCAAAACCGAGCCAAGACCCGGACGGGUCCGCGGUUCAGAUCCGCGUGCCGGUGGUGGCGACGGUGGUGCCGCGCCUGCAGCCCGGGGGGAGGCUGCACCUCGCCGUGCAGGAGCCCCACCACGCGUACCACACGGCCUUGUCUGCUGACAUGGGCGAAGUGAAAGUGGAGCCGUGUUCGAGCAACCACGAGCUGCCUCUGGGCUGCAAGGACCCGCUGCCUCGACUGCACCCCAUCAAACCCCAUGACGCCGUCAGCGUGUUUGAUGACGCUGCCCUAAGACCAGGCGCGAGCGGUCGCCUGUCGUCUUGUUCGCUGCCGCCGCCCGCGCCGUCUCCUCCAUUAGACUUCAUCCCGUUGGAUCUCUUUGAGCCCAUGGAGUGCAUACCUUUGGGGCCCCAGAUAACAGCAGUGGGGCACAUCGACCAGCCGCCACCCUCAGAUGAUUCCGAUAUAUUUAUCGGGGAGUUUGAAGAGAGCAUCCCGCUUUCGGACUCUGACUAA